GGCGGGAAAUUAGGACCGGCGCCUUCUCCUUGCUCCUUGGGGUCGUGGCCUUGCUCCCGCUGCGAGAGGGAAGUGUCCCGUCCUCCACGCGCGUGUGUGUGCGCGCGGUCCCUGACGUGCUCGUGGGUCCGCAACAGGACUCUGCGGGGACAGGCAGGAACAAUGGGCGGGACUGCCAGCACCCGCCGGGUCACCUUCGAGGCAGAUGAGAAUGAGAACAUCACCGUGGUGAAGGGCAUCCGGCUUUCAGAAAAUGUGAUUGAUCGGAUGAAGGAAUCCUCUCCAUCUGGUUCGAAGUCUCAGCGGUAUUCUGGUAUUUAUGGUGCCUCAGUUUCUGAUGAAGAAUUGAAAAGAAGAGUGGCUGAAGAACUGGCAUUGGAGCAAGCCAAGAAGGAAUCUGAGAAUCAGAAACGAUUAAAGCAAGGCAAAGACCUGGACCAGGAGAGGGCUGCAGCCAAUGAGCAGUUGACUAGAGCUAUCCUUCGAGAGAGGAUAUCAAAUGAGGAGGAACGUGCAAGGGCAAAGCACCUGGCAGACCUACUUAAGUAUUGUCCAGAAGACUCAUGGAAGGCCAUUGCCCUACUUACCUUUGCCCUAAAUGAACUGGUAGCAUAUACACUGGCUAAGCAGCUGGAAGAGAAAGACCGAAUGAUAAAGAAACAGGAUGCGUUCUACAAAGAGCAGCUGGCUAGACUGGAGAAGAGGAGCUCUGAGUUCUACAAAGUUACCACUGAGCAGUAUCAGAAAGCUGCUGAAGAAGUGGAAGCAAAGUUCAAGAGAUAUGAGUAUCAUCCAGUCUGUGCAGAUCUGCAGGCCAAAAUCCUCCAGUGUUACCGUGAGAACACCCACCAGACCCUCAGCUGCUCCGCUCUGGCUAACCAGUACAUGCACUGUGUCAAUCAUGCCAAACAGAGCACACUGGAAAAGGGGGGAUAAAAUCAACUUUAGAACAUGCAAAAUUCCUCCACCUUUGAUUCCAGAAGUGGAACAUUUUUUUUCCAAGUAAGAAAAUAAUGCACUUAAAGAGAAGACCACUAAAGAGAAGCACCAGAAAAUGAACUCAGCGGAAUCCUAUCAUGUGUUGAUCAACAACAGUUUGAGAAGCCAAGGUCUAGAUCAGGAAUCAGUUAUCAAAGGACACUGUUCUGUACCAGUAAAUCCAAUUUAUGAAAAAAUAAAAGAGAAGGGCAGUGCUCUCCACCGUUUUGUAUUUUGUAUUCAACCUUUACUGACCACGAGCUAUGUCUCUGCACACCAGGCUCCAUCUCUUGGUGACUUCAGCUCUAAGAAAGCUGGGCACAGGUGGGGAGGCUGAGCCAACUGGAGUGGAGAAAGGAAGGAGCAGAAACACACAGAGCCCAGGAGAAGGUGCUGUGUGGAACUGCCUAUACUGUGGCUUGCUCAUUUCCCCUUGCUUCCUUUUCUUCUUUGACUAUCUAAGAGCUAUUUCAUUUUAACUUAUUAUGCUGGUCAUGCAAGUAAGAGAAAAAGGAGAGAGAAUGUUCCUCUUUUACUGGAAUGAUGUUUAUGAUUACAGAUGAAAUAAGGCAUUUUUAUAAAUAUAAAAACAACCUUGGCUUAUGUAGCCUCUAACAUGAAUACUGACAACUUUACUCACCAUCAAUAAUAAAUAUAUUUUCUGACAAA
Cavia porcellus (domestic guinea pig) is the source of this 1647-nucleotide messenger RNA. RefSeq names its product coiled-coil-helix-coiled-coil-helix domain containing 3 (gene Chchd3). Gene Ontology annotation, biological process: inner mitochondrial membrane organization. The coding region runs from base 163 to 936 and encodes 257 amino acids. Gene Ontology annotation, cellular component: MICOS complex; mitochondrion. The record is from RefSeq and is a predicted model, not a curated record. The transcript has 9 exons. Lineage: Eukaryota; Metazoa; Chordata; Mammalia; Rodentia; Caviidae.